AUGCAGGAUGGCAGCCCGAUGAGCCUGGUGGCGGUGCAGGCGGGGGGCAGCGCGCGGCCGCGACCGAAGACCUUCCGGCGGCGCCGCGCCUCCGAUGUCGACAGCGCCCGGACGCCCCCCGCUGGGACGGAGCCCAAGCGCGCGCGCAAGGCCGCCCCCCGCGGCGAGGAGAACAGCGCGGACAAGGCGGCGGCCAAGUCCAUCCUGCAGCUGAGCCAGGGCAACGAUACCGACGCGCCGCUCCCGGGACGUGCCGGGGCCGCGGGGCUGGACGGCGACGGCGCGGACCGCGGGCGCGCGGGGCUCGACCCGGCGCUGCCGGACAUCCUCCCGCUCGCCGACGACGACAAGGUGCCGCACGCGCCGCACGUGGACCUCCUGCAGCUCUCGCAGGACGAGAAGAAGGUGUACUACGACCCGACGCUGCUGACCUCCCAGCCGGGGGCGUUUGGCGCGCUGGGGACCCUCGACGACGGGCCGUUCGGCGGGACGCAGCCGCAGGCGGGGCGCCGGCACGACUCCACGACCGGCUCGCACUCGCACCAAGCCCGCUCCGGCACGGGCUUCCCGAAGGACCUCCCCCCGCCGAGCCUGUUCAGCGACGUGGACCCGGCGCUGCUCCCCUUCUCCACGUACGAACGGCACCAGACGUCGGCCCCGAGCACCGCGACGACGACGCCGCAGAAGGGCCGGCGCGCCGCGGCCACCCGCCGCGGCCCGAUGGACGAGAUGCGCCAGCUGGUGCGCAUCCUGUGCAAGGUGAUCCCCGCCAGCGCGCCGCUCCUGGGCAUCGACACGCCGUCGGACCGCGGGAGCGGCAACCGCAUCACCGAGGAGCAGAUCCGCGGGUACCUCGACGCCGUCCUCGGCGACGAGGCCCCGCGCCCGCAGUGGGGCGUGCCCCGGGGCUGGCGGCACUACCUCGCCGAGCUGUUUGCCUGGAUGCUCGGGCGGCCCGUGACCGAGGAGCAGGCCGGGGCGUGCGCGAACCGCCUUCCCGGGCGCGCGUGGGACCGCGUCGACUCGGCGCUGCGGGCGCUCGGCCUCGCGCCCAGCACGUGGACGCUCCCGCUCACGCGCGGCGGGGGGGGGCGCGUGGGCCCGCCCGCGGGGGGCUCCGAGGGCGGCGCGAAGCCCGGGACGUCCGCGGACGGCGCGCCCGGGACGUCCGCGCCGAGCUCGCGCGCGGACCUGGCGGCGUGCGGCCUCGACGAGGUGCUGGCGGCGCUGCGGGCCAAGGUGGUCGCGGACCCGGCGCUGUGGGACGGCGUCGCGGCGCACGUGCAGGCGACGUGGGAGCAGAUCGGGCGGCCGCAGUCCGCGCGGGCGACGCAGAAGGGCGAGGCGCUGGCGCUGGCGCUGGGGCCUGCGGCCGAGAGCGGCCCGCCGCCCGUGGAGGAGGAGGCGGGCCCCGGGUCGGUGAGCGAGGGGCGCGCGGGGUCGGACGGCGCGCAGGAGGCGAGGGAGGCGCCGGAGCGCGAGGUGGUGACGCUGUGCGCGGGCAAGGUGCAGUCGCCGUGCCUGCAGGCGGCCAAGGCGAAGCACGAGCGGUCGCCGUGGCGCCCGCAGAGGGCGGGGCUGUACACGUGA
Molecule: messenger RNA, 1590 nt
Organism: Pedinophyceae sp. YPF-701
Lineage: Eukaryota; Viridiplantae; Chlorophyta; Pedinophyceae
Source: the annotation of a GenBank genome assembly